Prunus mume (Japanese apricot) is the source of this 1932-nucleotide messenger RNA. RefSeq names its product putative folate-biopterin transporter 8, chloroplastic. The record is from RefSeq and is a predicted model, not a curated record. NCBI's taxonomy places the organism in Eukaryota, Viridiplantae, Streptophyta, Magnoliopsida, Rosales, Rosaceae. Gene Ontology annotation, cellular component: membrane.
GCAUUUUUCUUUUUAGAAGUACCAAAUUAGUAAUAUACCAUGAUUUAUUCAUCAGUUUCUUCUGAAAAUCCAUGGACAACAAUAAGCCCAAAAGUCCUCAGACCUUCAACAAAGCAACGUCCUUUUCACUUAAAUCCCAUCCUUAGUUUUCACCGCCAAAACCCAGACACCAUUAACAGCCCUGUGAACCCAACAGAACCCAAAACCCAGCUCAGAAGCCCCAUCUUGAUAAACCCAACCCAAGUUAUUUACAAAAAAACCAAGAGGAGCAGGAUUCAUGAGGAAAGAAGAGGUUUUCCCCAACUGGGUAGCCAGCAAAUGUUGUUUCUGUGUGGAUUUGGGUAUUGGAUGCAAGGUUUUAGGUGCUUUCCAUGGCUGGCGUUGAACUUCCACAUGGCUCACAAUCUUAACAUGCACCCCUCAACAUUGCAGCUCGUACAGCAUUCUGGUAACCUUCCCAUGGUGGCCAAACCCUUUUAUGGAAUACUCUCUGAUGCUCUUUACAUUUCUGGUGCGCAUAGAUUACCUUAUAUUUCCAUUGGAGUUCUUUUACAGGUCCUAUCUUGGGGGCCAAUGGCAGUUAUCCCUGUUGCAGCUAAAGCCCUUCCUACCCUUAUGGCAUGUGUUCUUCUUAGUAAUCUUGGAGCAUCCAUUACAGAAGUAGCACAGGAUGCUCUUGUUGCAGAGUACGGGCAAGAAAAAAAUAUGAAAGGCCUCCAAUCUUAUGCAUUCAUGGCAUCAGCUGCUGGUGGAAUCCUUGGUAACUUAAUAGGUGGAUAUUUCUUAAUGAAAACACCACCGAGAACCAUGUUUCUCGUAUUUUCAGUGUUACUUUCUGCUCAACUUGCAAUUUCAUUGAGAAUAAGAGAGGAAUCUCUUGGUUUACCACAAUUGCCAGAUCACUAUCUUAUGAGGAAGCCAAUCUUUGAAAGUAUGAGAAAACAAUUUACUGAGCUGGUGAUGGGAAUUCAAGAGGAAAGUAUUGUUCGUCCUCUUACUUGGAUAGUAGCUUCUAUUGCCAUGGUUCCUGUCCUGUCAGGUUCCAUCUUUUGCUACCAAACACAAUGUCUACAUCUUGAUCCUUCAGUCAUUGGCAUGUCUCGAGUGAUUGGCCAAUUGAUGCUUCUUUCCACUGCCGUACUUUAUGACUGUUAUUGGAAAAAAAUUCCCAUGAGAAAGUUGGUUGGUGUGGUGCAACUUGUGUAUGCCUUUUCACUUCUUCUUGACCUUCUUUUAGUAAGACAGAUCAAUGUUAGACUGGGGAUUCCAAAUGAGGUGUUUGUUCUUUGUUUUUCGGGGUUAGCAGAAACUAUUGCGCAAUUCAAACUCUUACCUUUCACAGUGCUAUUUGCGAGUUUAUGUCCUCGAGGUUGUGAAGGAUCUCUGACUUCUUUCUUAGCAUCAGCCUUGUGUUUAUCAUCAAUAGCUAGUGGGUUUUUAGGCGUUGGAUUGGCUUCUCUGAUUGGAGUAACAGCAGGCGACUACUCAAGCCUGCCUUUUGGAAUUCUGGUACAGUUCAUUGCGGCUUUACUUCCUUUAGGAUGGCUUUGUAAUUUACCCAUGUCAGAAGCUGUUGUUGGGAAGGAGAGGAAGAGAGGCUUGAGUAGAAGAAGUCUGAAAAGUAGAAGGGUCGGUAGAGUGGUAUAUGGUUCAGUUUCUAUCUACAGACGCGAGAGAGAAUCUGAGGCAUAAAAGUGAAAGAACUACUUCUAUUUUAUGAUCAACACUCGUUUUCAUAUAGCAAGCCGAUUGAAAGUGGGAGCAAUAUGCAGGAUUACCCGAGUGAGAAUCUGUAAUGUAGAGGUGAAGCAGCUACUUCAUAGGGUUGCAUUUUAAUGAGAGCAGGAGAAGUGAAGGUACAAGAGGAAUCUAGGAUUGCCUCAAUGCUGUUCGUUUUCUACAAACUGCUCGAUGACUUAGAAAGAGGCUUCA